AUGACGACCAGACGACAACUGUUCAGUAAUGUCUCCGUGAUCGCGAGGGUGAAAACUGGUAGCGAUCACCGAGUGGUUAGAGGCACACUGAAACUAAACGUUAAGUUGGAGAGGUCUCGUCUAAUGAAGUCAACGCUCCGUCCCCCUCGUGCUUUGUUCCAAAGUCCCGAAACCUUUCAGCUCGAGUUACAAAACCGUUUUCAGCGCCUAGAAGACUGCAAUGAAGUGGACGAUAUGAAUGACAAGCUCGUGGAAACUGUCCAUGCGGUCGGAGCUAAGUUCUGCAAGACCCGCCGCAGAAGAACACAAAAACUCUCCGAUCACACUCUUAAUCUCAUGGCUGUUAGACGGGAGAUGAAGCUACAUUCUUCAACAGACUUGACAGCAUACAGGCAUCUGAACAGACAGAUCUCCAAAUGCAUGCGGCGGGACUUUCGCAACUUCAAUACAGCUCGUAUUGAAGAAACGAUCGAGCGGAACCAAGGCUCCAAAGUCUUUGCCAGAGAUCUGUCUGCCAGAAAGAGCCACCUGUCAAAGCUGAAGACAGAAUGUGGCAGCAUUGUUUCCGGGACACCUGAGAUUUUGAGUGAGAUUGAGAGGUUCUAUGGGCAGCUGUACACGUCAUCCGACUCCGUCCGUCUCAUCCGACACUAUUCCGAAGAUAUCCCGGACGUCAGUCUGAGCGAGAUUAGAAUGGCUCUCCAGCACCUUAAAAACUGUAAGGCCCCAGGCGAGGAUGGAAUUACAGCGGAGCUUCUGAAAGCGGGUGGAAAACCGGUACUUGAAGUCCUUCAGAAGCUCUUUAAUUCCGUCCUCCAUGGUGGCAUUACACCGGAGGCGUGGAGCAGAAGUGCGGUGGUCUUGUUCUUCAAGAAAGGUGACAACGCUCUCUUGAAGAACUGCAGACCGAUUUCCCUUCUGAGCCGCGUCUACGUGCUGUUUUCGAGAGUCAUUACGAAUCGUCUCGCGCGCAGACUUGACGACUUCCAGCCUCCCGAACAAGCCGGUUUCCGAAAGGGCUUUAGCACCAUAGACCACAUACAUACCCUUCGGCAAAUUGUACAGAAGUCCGAAGAGUACAAUUUGCCACUAUGUCUGGCGUAUGUGGACUAUGCGAAAGCCUUUGAUUCCGUCGAAAUUUGGGCGGUGCUGCAGUCCCUUCAGCGGUGCCAAGUUGACUGUCGGUAUAUCGAAGUGUUGAAGUGCUUGUACAGUAGGGCUACGAUGGCUAUCCGAGUACAGAACCAGAGUACGAAACCUAUCCAAUUGCAGAGAGGUGUAAGACAGGGUGACGUCAUAUCCCCGAAACUCUUCACCGCUGCAUUGGAAGACGUUUUCAAGCUUCUGGACUGGAAAGGAUACGGUAUCAACAUCAAUGGCGAGUACAUCACUCACCUUCGAUUUGCCGACGAUAUAGUCCUUAUGGCAGAAUAG
Parnassius mnemosyne (clouded apollo) is the source of this 1434-nucleotide messenger RNA. The record is from the annotation of a GenBank genome assembly. Lineage: Eukaryota; Metazoa; Arthropoda; Insecta; Lepidoptera; Papilionidae.